Messenger RNA from Chelonus insularis, 1538 nucleotides. It is a transcript of the gene Flo1, whose product is annotated as flotillin-1. NCBI's taxonomy places the organism in Eukaryota, Metazoa, Arthropoda, Insecta, Hymenoptera, Braconidae. The transcript has 9 exons. Gene Ontology annotation, cellular component: plasma membrane; flotillin complex; cytoplasmic vesicle. The record is from RefSeq and is a predicted model, not a curated record. Gene Ontology annotation, biological process: regulation of receptor internalization; protein localization to plasma membrane; positive regulation of cell junction assembly. Bases 206 to 1486 code for a protein of 426 amino acids.
UGUAUAUAUAUAUGUACAUUAGUUUAUGCCGUUUAUACUAGUGUAUUAAAUAAUUACUUAAAUACAUACGUAUACACUCGACCGAAUAACACGAGGAUUUUAAUCAUACAUCUGCAAUAUCAGUUGUUUAUUAUACUGUAGGAGUAAAAAUUCAUUUACAAUUCGCGAACGCAAAUUUGGGCGUGGUAAGCCGACCAAAAUAAACAUGGGUUGUGGAUUUGUUACUUGUGGUCCUAACGAGGCUCUGGUUGUAUCAGGAUGUUGUUACGGAAAGCCUUUACUAGUCCCUGGAGGACGAGUAUUUGUAUGGCCAAUCGUACAACAAGUACAAAAGAUUUCGUUAAAUACAAUGACUCUUCAGGUAGAGAGUCCUACGGUAUAUACUAGUCAAGGAGUUCCAAUUUCUGUGACUGGAAUAGCACAGGUAAAAAUUCAGGGCCAGAAUGAAGAAAUGUUGUCGACCGCCUGUGAACAAUUUUUAGGCAAAGACGAAGAUGAAAUUCAUAAUAUUGCAUUAGUAACUUUAGAAGGGCAUCAACGUGCAAUAAUGGGCAGCAUGACGGUAGAAGAAAUUUAUAAAGACAGAAAAAAAUUUAGCAAAGAAGUAUUUGAAGUCGCAAGCAGUGAUCUAGUCAAUAUGGGUAUCACUGUUGUGUCUUAUACUUUAAAAGACAUUCGAGAUGAUGAGGGAUACCUAAAAGCUUUAGGAAUGGCUCGAACUGCAGAAGUUAAACGAGAUGCAAGGAUUGGUGAAGCUGAAGCAAGAAGAGAUGCUCAAAUUCGUGAAGCAAUUGCUGAAGAACAACGGAUGGCUUCUCGAUUUCUUAAUGAUGCUGAUAUUGCUAAAUCACAGAGAGAUUUUGAAUUGAAAAAAGCUGCUUAUGAUGUUGAAGUUCAAACUAAAAAAGCAGAAGCAGAAAUGGCUUUUGAACUACAAGCGGCUAAAACAAAACAAAGAAUCAUGGAAGAACAAAUGCAAGUUAAAGUUAUUGAACGAGGACAAGAGAUUGCUGUUCAAGCACAAGAAAUGGUUCGUCGAGAAAAAGAACUUGAUGCUACUGUUAGACGUCCAGCAGAUGCGGAAAAAUAUCGUUUAGAGAAAAUUGCUGAAGCUAAUAAAUUACGACUUGUAUUGGAAGCAGAAGCUGAAGCUGAAGCUAUUAGGAUUCGUGGAGAAGCUGAAGCAUUUGCCAUUGAAGCUAAAGCUAAAGCAGAAGCUAACCAAAUGGCAAAGAAAGCAGCUGCGUGGAAUGAGUAUGGAAAUGCUGCGAUGGUUGACAUGAUGCUUGAAACACUUCCAAAAGUUGCAGCUGAAAUUGCAGCACCUUUGUCACAAGCAAAAAAGAUAACGAUGGUAUCUAGUGGAAAUGGAGUUGUAGGCGCUGAAAAACUCACAGAAGAAGUUCUCAAUAUUGUAACUCGCGUUCCUGAACUAGUAAAAACAUUAGCAGGCGUGGAUAUAGUGAAGUCGGUCCAUGCUGCAUAAGCUUAAUAAUUGAAGAUGCCAUAUGAAAUCUCUCUUCCUUUUUAUUUUUUUA